Erpetoichthys calabaricus (reedfish) is the source of this 1560-nucleotide messenger RNA. RefSeq names its product eukaryotic translation initiation factor 1B (gene eif1b). Lineage: Eukaryota; Metazoa; Chordata; Cladistia; Polypteriformes; Polypteridae. The coding region runs from base 160 to 501 and encodes 113 amino acids. The record is from RefSeq and is a predicted model, not a curated record. The transcript has 5 exons. Gene Ontology annotation, cellular component: eukaryotic 43S preinitiation complex. Gene Ontology annotation, biological process: translational initiation. Gene Ontology annotation, molecular function: translation initiation factor activity; ribosomal small subunit binding; RNA binding.
UGUAACUUGCGGCUGCAUCUCAGACUACAAUUACCGUCAGCCACCGGGGUAGCAGUUUUUAGCGUCAAGGGAAGACGGCAGGCUUUAUAAGAUCUAAUAAGCAGGCAACGCCUAGCCGGGGAAUAUUUCGUCUCUAUACCGUUCUCGUCCUAAUAUCGCAUGUCCACUAUUCAGAACCUCCAAUCUUUCGACCCCUUUGCUGAUGCAACUAAGGGUGACGACUUACUCCCGGCAGGGACUGAAGAUUACAUUCACAUAAGAAUUCAACAGCGAAACGGACGAAAGACGCUUACUACAGUCCAAGGGAUUGCAGAUGACUAUGACAAAAAGAAACUUGUAAAAGCAUUUAAAAAGAAAUUUGCUUGUAAUGGUACUGUGAUUGAACACCCUGAAUAUGGUGAAGUUAUUCAACUUCAAGGUGACCAAAGAAAGAACAUUUGCCAGUUUCUACUUGAGGUUGGCAUUGUCAAAGAGGAGCAACUGAAAGUUCAUGGAUUUUAAAACAAUGAAGGAAGCUUUAUGGAUACUUCAUACUCUAAGGACUGAUCUGUUUGGUAUAUUCUGAACAAAAAGAAGUUUAGCAACACAUCUUGUUGUUCAAAAGUAGUCUGGGAACACAUGUAAAUGUAUUGUGAUUGGAUGAUAUUGAAUUAUUCAGUGAGGUAAGGGGUUAGUAGAGCAAGUUCAGGUACCAAUCAUGUGAAAAUAGUACCUUUGUGUCUUAAGUGCUGAGUGUGCAGAUGGUUAGCUGGUUAACAAGGAUAAUUAUAUUCACAGAUUUGGAAACAUUCUUAUUGACCCAAAAACCAUGUUUUACACCAGGGUUGAAUUGGAUUAUAACUUGCAUUACUGCUUUUAAGAAGAGGAGCAGGUAGGUAGACAUAUUUCCUUAACUAUCAGGAUUGCUUGUUUUCAGCAGUCCAAGAGGAUGGAUAAUUCUGUACUAAGAACUUCAUAUGUUUUUUUCUUGGUGUCAGUACUGAACUCCUGUCUGAACUUGAAUAUUUUAAAAUUCAAUCAUGGUGACUGUUAAGACCGAAUGGUCACGUUGGAACAUUGUUACAUUUCAUGUCACCUCACUGCAUCUAUAUAUACAAAUUGCUAUGGUAAGCAGAUCUGAAACCUGAUAAAUGGAAAAGACAAAUCCACAGAGAUUUUUAUGUAAUUACUGGCAAACUUCACUUUUAAUUAAUGAAGCUAAAUAUGUGUCAUUGGUUACAUGCAGCAAUAAGUUGCACAUUUGAAUUAAGCUGGUAGCAAAUAAACAGGUGUUGCUAAACUUGCUUUUUUCACAUUCUCUUAAUUGAACCUUAAUAUUUGCAGUGAUAGGACCUACUACUCAUGUGAAUUCAUGAUUUUGUUCCUAGUUGCAUGAUUACAAAAAAUGUAAUUUUUGAUUAUUUUCCCAGCCUUAACUAAGAUGGUGACAUAAGAAAUAUAUUUUAGCACAUUUCCAGUGGAAAUGUUUUUAGUUAAGAGUGUUAUUUUUCACCCAGUCUAACUUUUAAUGUAUUAAUGUGUUCUAUAAGCAACAUUACCAAUAAAAACAGGUGAGGAUUC